AUGCACGCCCUCACCAUCGCCCUCUCUGCUCUGGCCGGUGCCGCCGCCGCCAAGGAGGUCCGCGGACCUUGGAUGGGACCUCGUGCCCUCGGCACCGCUCCCGCUGCGCCUGCCAGCACCGAGACUCUCACCACCUACACCACCGUGACGACCUGCCCCGUCACCAAGACCAAGACGGACCACUCCUCGGUGUACGUGACGACGGAGCUGACGACCAGCACCGUGACGGUCACGUCGUGCGUCGGCGGCUGCAAGCACCAGGCCAGCAGCUCGUCCAGCUCCGCCGCCGCCGUCGUCGUUCCUCACACGACGGCCCCCUCGGCCCAGGCCGCCAGCACCACGGCUUACGCCUCGGGCACCACCACCGAGGUCGUCACCAGCGUCUUCCCCACCACCCUGACCACCACCCUCACCUCCUUCGUGCCCUGCUCCACCUCGGUCGCUCACGAGGGCAAGAGCACCUUCUACUCGACCUGGUUGACCGCGACCUACAUCCCCACGACCAAGGUCACGACUACCUCGACCGUCCUGACCCUGCACCCGGCGCCCAGCAGCACGACCGCGCCCGCCGUCUCCGCCGCGGCCAUCACCUCCGCCGCGGCCGGCACCUGCGCGCCUGUGACCGUGACCGUCUCCGCCCCCGCCGUCACCGUCGAGAAGGUCAAGACCGUCACCGUCACGGCCGACGCCAGCGUCAACGCCGCCAGCGCCCCUGCGCCUAAGCCCACCGAGCCUGCUGCCACCAAGCCCGCUGAGGCCGUCACCAAGGCCGCCUCCGCUGCUGCCGGUGCCUCCACCACCGACUGCUCCUCCUCCUCCAAGAAGGGCCCCAACCCCUCCUCCUCCCUCCACUGGAGCGUCUCCACCAAGGACAACGGCGCCGCUGCCCCCUCGGGCGCUGCCGCUCCCACCGGCAACUAA
Messenger RNA from Aplosporella prunicola CBS 121167, 921 nucleotides. RefSeq lists its product as uncharacterized. Lineage: Eukaryota; Fungi; Ascomycota; Dothideomycetes; Botryosphaeriales; Aplosporellaceae. Bases 1 to 921 code for a protein of 306 amino acids. The transcript has a single exon. The record is from RefSeq and is a predicted model, not a curated record.